GUACUCUUUCUUGAUACCACCAAAUUGGCAGUACAUUUAAAUGGAGCUUGGGUUCAAGGCUCAGGUCGUGAAAUGCUACUCAUUGAAACAAAUGAAAUGACGGAUUUAGAUCAACUGACUCGAUUGAAACAGAAUAUUCUGCUUGAUUUCAUGGCAAAAUUUUAUUGCAAGCUUUUAAUAGAAGCCGUCAGAUUAGACAUUGAUGAUGUGAAUAUUUUUUCGAGCGUUUUCAAAACAACCUACUGA
Messenger RNA from Funneliformis mosseae, 246 nucleotides. The record is from the annotation of a GenBank genome assembly. Lineage: Eukaryota; Fungi; Glomeromycota; Glomeromycetes; Glomerales; Glomeraceae.